GCAGAAGGCCAAGGAUUUGUCUGCCUGCGCUAUUGUUACUGCAGAGCAUUUUACAUUCUCUAGCACUGUCACUCUCUACGUCUUCUGACUACAGGUUAGUGAAGAUCGACUCUCGACGCGAUCGCUCCCAUUGACUCAAACCGAUUUGACACUGCCGCCAUGUCGGGACCAACUUUUCAGGCCAAAUUGCUCGAUGAUUCCAUCCCCUUCCUCCACAAGCCGUGCGACACUUGCUCUUGCGACCAGCGCGACGAACAUCUAGACGGAGAUUUCAAAACUCCGUCAAAGUGUGACGGAAGAUCGUCGAACGGAUUGAUGAUUUCCGACGCAAUCCGUUCCUGGGAAGGGGCCGCCGUCCACGACGCCUGGUUGCGAGUCAGCGGCGACUCCGUGCGACAGGGAUGCGACGUCGGACGACAGGGGUGCGACGGCGUCGCAGAAGCACCCAAUCGCUCGCCGACAAGUCCUCUAGAAGCUUCCAAGUCAGCGAAUUGUGCGAUGCUGGCGAACGAUCUGGGAUCCUUCGCCAGAAAAGAGUCGUCCGUGACGGUGACGACGCCGCCGCUGUGUCCACAUGGCCGCUUGGCAUGGACGCCGCCCGCCGCAACACCCGCCGCAACACCCGCCGCGACAUCCGGCGCCGUCAAGGCCGUCGCUGUCUCACCGCCGCCCAGCAGCGCCCACUCCGCAACACCCACUUCUGGCGCAAGCUACGGCAGCAUCGGAGCGCGCAGUUUUGGUGCUGACGUGGAUGUCAGUCGGAAACGAAGCAGCCGGAUUAACUCCAGGAGUUGCGACAACAGCAGCAGCAGCAUUUUCGGGAGCUCCAGCGGUCCCGUUAUUGUCAGCCCCGUUGGAAGUACAGCGGAAUGGACGGCGGUGAUUCCAUCUGUCGCUGUCGCAGGAGGCGAGCAAUCAAGGCCGUCGGUCUCUUACCACGACUGUGAUGGGGCGAAUUACCCUGGCGAGGCUAAGUGCGCACUGAACAAGACCCUAACCCUAACCUCGGGCGGAGGCUCGGCGCCACUGCCGAAGCUGAGUGAGCAGCCUCGGUGGCAGUUGGAGCGACGAGCAUCUGAAUCAGCAGCAAUGCCGGCGCGAGCAGGGGCAACCAGGGGCGGAGGAAACGCGGGCGGAGCGGCAGUGAGACAGUCGGUGUUUGAAUGGGCGACAGAGACACGGAUUAAGCUGCGGCAGCAGCGGCUGAGGAAGCGAGCCGGGGAGCUGAAUAUGGGAGGAGCUGCUAUGUUGGAAGCAAGCAGUCCAGGUAGCAAAGAGGUGUUAUGGGCGACAGAGACAAGAAUAAAGCUGCGGCAGCAGCGGCAGAGGGAGAGAGCCGCAGAGCAGCAAUUGGGAGGAGCUGUUGUGGUGGAAGCAAGCAGUCAGGGCAGCAAGGAGGAGCAAGGGUUGAAAAGUGCAGCAGAGAGAGAGAUUGAUUGGUUCGUAUGUGGACCAACUGAAGGCACGUGAGCGCACUAGUUUCUAUCCACCCUCGCCCUCUGUGGCUUAAUAAGGAUGAUUGGGGUAGGUGGCACCGGCGGUACAUGCAUGUGAUGCCUCUGAUUGAUUGUCAUGCCUCUCUAUGCCUCUACGCUUGUGAUCCCUUGUAACUAGCAGUAACAGAAACACGUUUAAAUGCCCCUCCCCUC
Messenger RNA from Closterium sp. NIES-67, 1649 nucleotides. Lineage: Eukaryota; Viridiplantae; Streptophyta; Zygnematophyceae; Desmidiales; Closteriaceae. The record is from the annotation of a GenBank genome assembly.